GUUGAGAUUCUAUCCGAUAUACUUCUCAACAGCAAUUUGAGUACUCGAGAUAUUGAAGCAGAAAGAAGUGUUAUUUUGCGUGAAAUGCAAGAAGUUGAGCAGAACUUUCAGAUUCACAUCCCUGUUGAAGGAAUGGACUCUAUUUAUGGAGCUCUAGUGGUUGAAGGAGUAUCAUGGACGCACGAGGAUAAUCUCGCGUUAAUGGUGGCUAACACUCUUAUUGGUGAAUGGGAUAGGAGCCGUGGGUUCGGAAUAAAUGCACCAUCCCGUCUUGCUCUUCGAUUAGGUCGUAGCGCCGGUGUUCAGUCAUUCCAGGCUUUCAACACUUGCUACAAGGAUACGGGUCUUAUUGGUGUAUACUUUGUUACUGAGGAGAUGGCAUCCGAAUCUCUGGUUGACGCAAUAGUAGAUGAAUGGCGUUGGUUAGCCGGUGGUAGGUUACCAUUUGUGAAAAUUAUGCUUUUGUAA
Strongylus vulgaris is the source of this 468-nucleotide messenger RNA. NCBI's taxonomy places the organism in Eukaryota, Metazoa, Nematoda, Chromadorea, Rhabditida, Strongylidae. The record is from the annotation of a GenBank genome assembly.